CUGUUGUUUCUCUCCUCUUCAGGGACCUGGAGCUGGUUUGGACAAUCCUCCGGAGCCUGAGACAACCAGUGCUGCCCAGCCACAGAGGAAACGCUCGAGUAAAGUGUCCAGACACGACACGUCUCUGGUUCUGCUGACUCAGGGUUUCCUGGAGCUGCUGCUGGCGGCUCCUGGCGGCUCUCUGGACCUCAGGCAGGCCGCUACGAGCCUGCAGAUCUGCAAGCGGCGCGUUUACGAUAUCACCAACAUCCUGGGCGGCAUCAAGCUCAUCCAGAAGGAGUCGGCCAACAGGAUCAAGUGGAUAGGGAAGAUUCCGAUCUCUAACUUCCUGUGGAAGAACCAGCAGCGGUCCCAGAGAGAGCUGGACAACCUGAAGCUGGUGGAGGACACAUUGGACGGCCUCAUCAAAAGCUGCGCUCAGCAGCUCUUCGACAUGACGGACGACGUGGACAACUCUGCGUCAGCGUACGUGACCCUGGAGGACGUCAGCGGCCUCGGAGUUCUGCAGGAGCAGACGGUGAUCGUCAUCAAAGCUCCGGAGGAAACCAAACUGGAGAUUCCUGCGCCCAAAGAGGACAGUAUCCAGGUCCACCUGAAGGCAGGGAAGGGUCCCAUCACGGUGGUGACCCGUGAGAUGGGGUCAAUGGACGCCAUGACCUCUGACCUCGGGCGGACGGGAAGCGGCUUCUUUUUAACGCUGGAGGAGAGUCGGGUCAGGACGAGCACACUGAACACAGUGUCUUGAGCCCCGUGCAGAGCGAGCAGCCGGCCACCAGGAGGUGCCAGUUGUCCUCAGGGUUCAGACACACAGGAACCUGGAGAUCCUGAGCAGGUACUCAGGUCUCACAGACUGUGAUUAAACAAACUCACCAGGAGCGUGAUGGAUGAUUCCUCUGAUUUCAAACUGCAGCUGAUUUGAAAUCAGCUCAAAUGGAAACGUUAGAAUCAUCAAAAGUUUUAUAUCAACUCAGCUCUUUUGUUUUAUAUG
Messenger RNA from Paralichthys olivaceus (Japanese flounder), 988 nucleotides. The record is from RefSeq and is a predicted model, not a curated record. Lineage: Eukaryota; Metazoa; Chordata; Actinopteri; Pleuronectiformes; Paralichthyidae.